Molecule: messenger RNA, 801 nt
Organism: Colletotrichum tamarilloi
Lineage: Eukaryota; Fungi; Ascomycota; Sordariomycetes; Glomerellales; Glomerellaceae
Exons: 2
Coding region: 1-801 (266 amino acids)
Source: RefSeq, a predicted model, not a curated record
AUGUGUAUCAAAACGAUAUAUCACUACGAGUGCGGUCACACGAAGGACUUCACGCCAGUCUGCAAACGGGCCUUUGACGACUGCCCGUUCGGAAUCACCCCAACGAAAUGCGCAAACCCCACCCUUGUCGAAAAGACAGUCCGGGACGUCUGUUCUGCCAUGGCGUGCAAGUACGAGCAACAGGACAAGCGAUGGAUCUGCCACGUGUGCGAUAUGGAUAACGAGGACUCCAUGACGUGCGAGGGUCAAGAUUGUGACCAUGGCGUCUGCGCUGAGUGCCUUCCUUGGGAGUCUUCCUUGGCGAACAUCCCGCACAGAACUCCUGAGGAAAUGGAACUGGCGGAGCUUCGAGCCAUGGGGCGCGAGCCAGACAAACAAUCUCAGUCAACCCUCCAGUCUCCGUUGUCUGUUCCGUCUCAGUCAACUGUCGAGACUCUGUCAACUCAGUUGACUGCUCCAACUCAACUGACUACACCGACUCAACUGACGGAGCCAACCCAGUUGGCUGAGCCCGCCAAACGCUCCGAGAACAUGAAACCGCCAAGGUUCCGCUGCAAAGGUUGCCCCGUCUGCAUAGUCCCGGACGCGCCAUCGAGACCGCGACGACCCAAAUCAAAGACGCCGCAGCCCAAACCUCCCAAGGUCCCGGUCUACGACUCCGGGGCGGGAGGCUGGGUCCGACGGCCUGAUAGAAGAGGUAGGAUAAGCCUUAGAAGGGAAGACACAAGUACCAUGGGAGUCGGUGGAAGGCAGUCAAAGCUAUUGGAAAUGGUCGAGGAACUAAAUGGUCAAAAAAACUAG